Molecule: messenger RNA, 1926 nt
Organism: Salvelinus namaycush (lake trout)
Lineage: Eukaryota; Metazoa; Chordata; Actinopteri; Salmoniformes; Salmonidae
Exons: 7
Coding region: 597-1835 (412 amino acids)
Cellular component (GO): membrane
Source: RefSeq, a predicted model, not a curated record
ACGCGUCACGGACCUGUGUCUAGCUAGUUUUCGUAAACAAACAAAAAAAAUGUUUUAAAGGAUUUACCGAACGCCUUGAAGUGAUUAUAUAUGGAUGAUAAAGAAUAAUGUAUCUAUAAUGUUAACUAUAGCUACGCCAUCUACCCCAUUAGCUAACUAUAGUAACUAUAUGCUAGCUAGUGAGCUAGCUAGCUCGUUUUUAAACAUCAUCUUCGCCUUCUCUCAAAAAAGUUUGAUAUUGAAUGGACAUUCAUUUUAACGACAGAGUAGUGUUCUCCGUUUAAAAUGUUAACAUGUUUGAUAUCCGUUAUUAAAUGUGAAAAGAAGGACCGCGACGGACUAAGCACGUAUGAAGGAAUGUAGCUAGUUCGCUAACGCGAGUAGGUAUGCUAUAGCCAGUUGUACGAGCUAGCACACCGAAAUCAUUCGGCUAGUAUUGCGCCGCGAUAGUUUGACUUGUUAACCAGCCAGCUAUAGUGGUGUCAAGUUGAAGGACUCCAUUGUCCGGUGCAUUUUGAGUAGUCUGUUCCCCAGAAAAUCGCAUCGAGCUGUCAUCAUCAUCUCUCGACUCGCGGUCAAAUGGAACGGUGACAAAGAUGCUGAAGAUUCUCCUUGUCCUUUGUACGCUAGGCUGUGCUCUUGUUACUUGGGAUGGAGUCAAUGCAGACGGUGAAUUGCUCAAAAUGAUACCCUCUGCAGAUGGCGUGUCGUUCAUCCGGCUCGUCAAUGGGGACAGUGAGUGUUCGGGGCGUGUGGAGGUAUUCCAGAGGAACCAGUGGGGGACGGUAUGUGACCAUGGCUGGGACCUGAGGGAGGCUGACGUGGUGUGCCUGGAGCUGGGCUGUGGGCUGGCUGAGAACGCCCUCCGUGGAGCUGCGUUUGGCAGGGGCUCCAGAGAGAUCUGGCUGAGGCACGUCCAGUGCUCUGGCCACGAGGCGAGCCUGACGCGAUGUCCCAGGGUCCUCCACAGUUACCUCACCUGCACCCAUAAUAAUGACGCUGGGGUGAAAUGCUCAGGUACACUGUUGAUGCCCACCCUGUCCCUGCUCUCCCCUCACACUGUCUUCUCUGCCGGGGAGGCGGUUCGCUUCAGCUGUACUGUGCUACUGGGCCACCACCUGAAGGACUUCCACCUGUAUAAGAGGGGCAUAGACACCCCGUUGGUGACUCAGAGGGUGGACUCUGCCCAGACCAGGGUGGAGCUGACUCUGUCAGACCAAGAGGCUACACACCAGGGCAGCUACAGCUGUCUGUACAGGAUCAAGGGCAGCUCUCCCUCCUCCCUGCUCAGCUCUCCACCUAGCAACUCUAUCAACAUCACUGUGGUGGAGCUGCACACUCCUCUGCACUGGUACAACACGUCCAUCGAGGCUCCCACAGGCUCUGUCAUCAAAGGCCACAGCUUCAACAUCACCUGCUCCACCGAGCAGCAGUACCCUGGAGGUUCUUUCCAGCUGCGUCUGAUCCGUUCCAAAGGCACGGUACGACAGUCGCUGCCUGCCCUCUCGCCCUUCGUCACCUUCGCCUUUUUAAACGCACAGCGUUCCAACGAGGGCUACUAUUACUGCCUCUACAAGGUCCAGCUGGGCGGGAGAACCUUCAUGUCCCGGGAGAGCCAACCGCUCCCUAUCUCCAUCAGAGACCCAGACCCAGUGUUGAGCCCUAUGGUGAUCAGCUGGCUGGCGUCUGCUCUGACCUUCCUCGUGGCUCUCCUCAUCAUCAUCAUCAUCGUUGCCAGAGUGCUCUGCAAGAGGGAGAAGAAACCCUCGGAGCUAGAGAGAGAGACCAGAACCUGUGUGGACAACACUUACGUUGCCUUAGCAAUAAAAUUGUGAGUUGGGCAGUAUAUUUGGAGAAGGACCAUGUGUUUUUGAGAGAACCGUAAAGGUGGAACCAUGGAGAGACAUUCCUGAGCUGACAAACCUU